Bombyx mandarina (wild silkworm) is the source of this 2602-nucleotide messenger RNA. Its product is annotated as very long chain fatty acid elongase 7. Gene Ontology annotation, biological process: sphingolipid biosynthetic process; very long-chain fatty acid biosynthetic process; fatty acid elongation, monounsaturated fatty acid. The record is from RefSeq and is a predicted model, not a curated record. Gene Ontology annotation, cellular component: endoplasmic reticulum membrane. Gene Ontology annotation, molecular function: fatty acid elongase activity. NCBI's taxonomy places the organism in Eukaryota, Metazoa, Arthropoda, Insecta, Lepidoptera, Bombycidae.
CCCACUCUUAUUAAACAGUCGCGGCUAUGGUGCGGCGGUGCUUCGGCGAUUAAAAUGCCGUGCAGCGGUGUUUCGGCGGUAGAGCAGCGAACCCACUUUUACGUAAGCAGUCGCGGCUAUGGUGCGGCGGUGCUUCGGCGACCAUAAAAAAAUUCAAAUCGUCACAGUCAUAGUGCGGCGGUGCUUCGACGAUUAAAAUGCCGUGCAGCGGUGCUUCGGCGGUGAUUCGGCUAAAUUCUGUUUUUACACGGGUGUUAUUGAAAAUGAGCUACUUAGAAAAAGUCGACAGUUACCUGGAUUCCUUGAAAGUUGGAAAAAGUGCCAUGGUAGAUUCUUGGUUCAUGAUGUCGAGCCCGAUGCCGAUACUGUCAGUAGUAGCAGUCUACCUCAUCCUGAUCAGGAUCGGACCGAGGAUCAUGAAAAAUCGACAACCGCUCCAAAUGAACAAGUUCAUGGCCUAUUACAAUGCUUCUCAAGUUCUUCUGGCAGCCAUGAUAUGUUUUAAGGUCUUCAAUCUGAAUCUGUUUAGAGAUGGAAUUGUGUAUGCAGGCUGCAGAUAUCCAUCGAAUACACAAAAUUCAAUGUUACUGGACUUGGGCUGGUGGUACUUCUUUGCAAAGUUCACUGAACUUCUAGACACUGUAUUUUUUGUGCUACGAAAGAAAAAUAAGCAGAUCACGUUUUUACACGUCUAUCAUCACGUGAUCAUGGCCCUUUAUUCCUGGAGCUAUUUAAAGUUUGCAGCUGGCGGCGAGGGUGCAGUACUGGCCCUGCUGAACUCUGUAGUGCACGUCAUCAUGUACACUUACUACCUGCUGUCCGGUCUCGGACCACGUUUCCAGAAGUAUCUAUGGUGGAAGAAAUAUGUGACCAAGAUGCAACUUAUACAAUUCGUGUUGAUGUUGGCAUAUUGCGCUUUCACACAUUUCUCACCGCGAUGCCAAUACGCCGCAGGAUUUACGUACUUCAUAUGCACUAAUAUAACAAUAUUCUUGUUUCUGUUUCUCAAUUUCUAUUCGAAGAGUUACAAAGGAAAUGAGAAGGAGCUAAAAGAAAAACAGAACCUUGAUGGAACGAAAGCUGACGGUUGCAAUAAUGGUUAUUCCGUAAAUGGUGCUUGUGGGAAUGCCUGUAAAUUUGCUAGUUUAGAAGAUGUACCGCACAAUGUUACUGUCCCGUGUGGUGAUUUCACGAAGAACGGAAAAGUCUUCCUCAGCAGACGUACUGCAAAAGCUGCCUUCGGAGACAAACUUGAUUACGAUAGUAUUAUUAAGAAAUGAAUAAGUUCCUAAUUCAAAGAGUCAUUGAGACUGAUGCUGUGAUGUGAGGGGACGUAAUAGUUGAUGUGAAUUUUAUUAAUGUAAAUGAAUGAUAUAAUUUUAAAGAAAUGAUUAAGAAAUCUUUUGAAAACGACGAAAUGACAAUUAGAUUAAACUAGAAUAUACCCAGUGAACGAGAUUCGAUCGUAAUCAUUGACACUCCAGGACUUAGUUUCGCUAAGUUUAUUACAUUUUUUUGUUUUGCUUUGAUGUUGAUAGUUAAAAAUAACUUUUUUCUUUUUUAAAUAUGAGCACUAACAAAAUAAACUACUAAUAAAAAAUAUUGAAAAUGGUACUUAUACAUCAUACAUAGUCAAAAGCAAAACAGUUCAGUACCAUAAUACAUAUAGGUACCUAUGUAUUUUAUAUUCGGUAUGUUUUGAUCGUUCGAAAGAUUUCUUCUUACGAAUAUUCUAAUUGUAAGUAUAUGAUUUAUGUUUACGUCACGAUGUUUUAAUGUAAGAACGCUAUAUACAUAUAUUAAUUGAAUAAAUUGAGGAAAAUCAGAUCAGUGAUAAAAAUUGGCCUAACCAAUUGCGUUGAAAAGCCAACCGCACAAUAAAAGGGGGUAACUCAAAUGAGCUUACUUUGAAUGCAUAAUUUUCAAUGCACGAUUUUUAAUAGGGAAUACACUUAUAGGUAAAAACUGACAAAACAUAAACCGAACCAAGCUAUCAUUUUGUUUUCAAUUCAGUGAGCUUCAAUAGUGUAGUGUUAUGGUUUAUUCACACACUUCUCACAUUAAAAUUGCAGGUAUUUUUUUAGUAGUUUAGUGUUUUUAAAUAGAAACGGUAUACUCUUAAGCUACACAUAGAAGUUAUUCUACUGCAAUUUAACCAGGAAAUUAAACAUUUGGACGUGAUUAAGCAAAAAGGUGCAAAUAAUCAUUGCGUUUGUAAAAAUUUAUUUUGUAUUUUGAACUAGUUCAGGACUAAUUUUCGUAAUGGUACGACACAGUAUAGUCUGAUUUUUCAAUGCAGGACCUACAAGGCUUUAUCAGCCAGAGCAUAAGUAUGUAAUCCAAACCAAAUUCUAACAUUACGGGCUAUCAAUAUAUUAUAAAGAUGAUUAAAAUAAUUAAUAAUUGUCGAACGCGAACGUAGAAUACUUAAAAACCAAAUAUGAUCGAACCGUGAACUAGGUAGUAAACGUAGGCUAUGUUAGAAUUAUUGGUAACGUCGUGCUAAGUCGUCGUGGCCUAGAGGAUAAGACGUCCGGUGCAUUCGUAUCUAGCGAUGCAACGGUGUUCGAAUUCCGCAGGCGGGUACCAAUUUUUCUAACGA